Nerophis lumbriciformis (worm pipefish) is the source of this 1740-nucleotide messenger RNA. Lineage: Eukaryota; Metazoa; Chordata; Actinopteri; Syngnathiformes; Syngnathidae. The record is from RefSeq and is a predicted model, not a curated record.
AUGGCACCCUACAAGAAGAUCUGCGCGCACUUGGAGGUGGAGCAUGCCGCCCGUUGGGCUCCGGGCUGCCCGGAGAAGGCUGUAUCCAAACUGGGCCGGGACUUCCAGAGGCAUUCGAUCUCAGUCUCCGACGACGACUCGGGCUGCGCCUCCGAGGAAUACACUUGGGUUCCGCCGGGCCUUCACCCGGAGCAGGUGUACCAGUAUUUUAGCAGCUUGCCGGAGGACAGGGUGCCAUACGUCAACAGCGCAGGAGAACGAUACAGACUCAAACAGCUACUGCACCAGCUUCCCGCUCAUGACAGCGAGCCCGACUACUGCGGCUCGUUAAACGAGGACGAGAAGCGGGAGUUGCGUUCGUUCAGCCAGCGGCGGAAACGAGACAACGUGGGCCGAGGCGUGGUCAGGCUCCUCCCCAUCGCCGGAGCGCUCUGCAAACAGUGUGGCCGAAAAAUUGGUGGCGGCGAGGUGGCGGUGUUCGCUAGCCGCGCAGGAAGCGGCGCUUGCUGGCACCCGCGCUGCUUCCGCUGCGAGCGCUGUGACGAGCUGCUGGUGGACCUCAUCUACUUCUACCAGGACGGCCGCGUGUACUGUGGCCGGCAUCACGCCGAGAGGCUCAAGCCUCGCUGUCAGGCCUGCGACGAGAUCAUCUUUGCGGACGAAUGCACGGAGGCCGAAGGGAGGUUCUGGCACCUAAAGCACUUCAGCUGUUGCCAGUGCCAAGCGGCGCUGGGAGGCCAGCACUACGUCAUGAGAGCGUGCCGACCCUACUGCCGAUCCUGCUACCGAUUCCGAUACGCCCAGUGCUGCGACGCCUGCGGGGAAACCAUAGGGGUCGGUGAGAGCCAGAUGACAUACGAGGGAGGACGCUGGCACGCCGAUGACCUGUGCUUCUGUUGCGCCCGAUGCCGACUGCCUCUGUCGGGUCGGCCCUUCCUGCCCCGACGAGGGCUCCUCUUCUGCUCCGGGGCCUGCUCGCUUGUGGACCGCCCCGACGGCGCCCGCUCCUGGCGCCUCUCGUCGCCGUGUGCUUCUCCCUCGCGGCCCGCGGAGGGCGCCGAACGAUGUUGUGACAUGGAGGCAAGUGGAGACUCUCCUCUGCUCGGCAAUGCGCGCUCCCGGUCUCCUGUCCCCAACAUCAGGGGAGGGAACGGCCCCGGGCCCCCAGACCUUCCACGUCCGGGGGACGACGGCCUUUCGGAAGGAAAUUCCGGACCUGGACUGGCUAGCGUGUCUUCAAGGGGAACCUCCACCAAUCAGGACGUCGAGCAAAACGAUCGUCCCCUGAAAGACGACAUUUCGCCUGACGCACCUCCGCUUCCCGUCAAGUCUCGCCACCCGUCCGCUCCCACAACCCCGCCGCCGCCAACGUUUGAAAACGCGCCCCCUGAGUCCCCGCCCCCUUUGAGAAGUGGCCCGGCGAGGGUCAGCUUCCGAGAGCCCAUAAGCAGCAGCUACUCUGCGGACGAGGAAAGCCAAGACGACGAGCGCACGGCGGACGCCGAGGAGAAUCUGAGCCCGUGCGAGAGAGAGCGACGGGACUCGGGUUCCUCGUGCUCCACGUGUUCAUCUUCCUCCGAUUCGGAGCCAGAGGGCUACUUCCUGGGGCGGCCGAUACCGCCGCCGCUCCAAAAACGGAAAGAAGACGAAGAGCCUUCCAGAAAGAGUUUGAGGGACAGCUUCAGGCGAAGGCGUGCUGGCGACGCCAAGGACAAAGAUCCAAACUGCUCGCUUUCUUGA